AUGCCAACAGAGCUUGUGUCGGUUGACCCAAAUGUUGAAGUAUGAUAAAAUGCAGAAAGGUUUGACAAGAAGCGCACUGACGAAGAAGUCGAUGACAGUUGACGACCACUGCUGCAUUUGAGAUUUACAUUCUUUUUUGUUUUAGGUUAGAACUGUAAGAUAUACUUGUCAUAGGAUUGUGCACAGCGAAAUGGCUCAUACAGCGCAAUAUCACACUUUCAUUCGUUGCGAGGGCAAUACGCUGCUACGCAAGCUUCCAGAGGAGGCCAGGCUCUCGCUCCGUUAUUUCGAGACCGUCGGUGUGCUCUGUGACUUUCGUCCGUUGCCCCCGCUUUCGUCCAGUCGGAAAGUCAUCGCGGGCAAGCAGUUCUACUAUGUAGCUGUCACCGACUGGAGUCUUUUCCUACUGACAAAGGAUAACAAAGUUGAAGGUUCGGUGCUACUCGAGUUACCGUGGCUCGGAAUCCGGGAACUGGACAAGACGGAUGCAGACAGCGACGACUUCGUGAAGCACGACCCGCGCAAGCCCGACUCGGUGAUUCGCUCCGUGGCAGUAUCGCUGUUCCCCGAGGCCGACCUAGCGGCGCUGCCGCCCGCAGCCAGGCGCAGGGCGGGACUGUCCGGGGGCGGUGGCGGCGGCAGGGGCUCGGCAGGCGCUGGGGCAGCUGCAGCAGCAGCAGGUGGCGGGCGCAGCGCGUGUUGCGGACCCGGUGGCGCUCAGGCGGAGCAGCAGCAGCAGGUGGUGGUGCAGCCUAGGCCGGUACAUGGGGCAGGGGCACGGGGUGGCAGUGGAGGAGGCGGUGGGGAGGUGUUGGGCGCGUGGCAGCAAGCUCCGGAGCAGCAGCAGCAGUGGCGGUCGCCGCCGCCGACGCAGCAGCAACAGCAACAGCAGCCGGGCUGGUCGGCUCAGCAGCCUGCUAAGGACGCGGGGACCGCUGCGCCUGCGGGGCGGCAUGUGGCGGGCGCCGGCGCGCAGGAGCAGCCGGGAGGGUGGCAGGGGGAGCCGCAGCAGCUGCAGCAGCAAGGGCAGGAGCAGCUGCGGCAGCAGCAAGCAUGGCAGCAGUGGCAACAGCAGCAGCCCCGUUUCGCGCCGCAACCCCAAUACCCGCAGGACUACGGUACUUACAGCGGCUACACAACGACGACACCAACAGGCGUGCCGUACCCGUACCCGGUCUCAAACCCGUCAUCAUCCGCUGCCGCUAACAACCACCCCCAGCACCACCACCCAACCACAUACGGUUCCAACCCAGCCGGCCAUCCUCCCGACCAGCGUGACCUCAACUUCAACCCUGUCCAAGCAGCUGCCUCAGCGGCUUCUCCCCAGUCACAGGCGCCAUACUCAUCGUACAGUGUGUACCGCGGGCCGCUGGGUGAAGCCGUGGAGCCCCCCUCAGGCGGAGACCUGACGGCCUCCCUCCGCGCCGCCGCCGCCGCCAACAGCAGCGCCCCGCGCCCCAACCUCUUCAGCACCCUGCGGCGCCGGGGAGAGGACGGGGCCACGGCGCAGGCGGCGGCCUUCUCGCGGCUGCCCCUGUCGCCGCGGCACAGCCGCAGAUCCGAAAUGGCCUCCGCCGCUGCAGCUGCAGCUGCAGGUGUGGAGGACGGCCUGAUGGGCAGCUUGGGACGCGGGCAUGGCGGCGGACAUGGGCAUGCGCACACCGCUACAGGCGCCGCGCUGGUAGCUCCCGGGGUGCCGUACACCGCACGUCGCGACCAGGACUCCGAGCUGUAUGCCGCGGUGGAGCAGGGCAUGCGGCAACUGGAGGAGUCGCUGCGGAGGCAGGCGCCGCCGCCGCUGGCGGUGGUGGUGCCGCCUGCCGUGACCCGUGGGUCGGCCGGGUCGGUGACGUCACCCGGGUCCUCCUCAGCUACGGUAUCCCUGAGCGGCGCAGCGGGGAGCAGCCCCAACCAGCUGAGCGCCUCCCUGAGGUCGCUGGUUAACGCAACAGCGGCAGCACCCGCGUCCACCGCAGCUGCGGCGGCUGCACCCGCACCAGCAUCAUCCUCCUCCUCAUACGGUGCCCGGAGCUCCUUCUCCCAGACGUUUACCUACCCGAGCACGCAGGCGGCGACAGGGGCACAUGCCUCAAUACAGCCGCUGCACUCCUCCAUGCGGCCGGGGAUGUCGUACGGCAGUGCGGGCACCGCUGCGGCCGCGAGAGGGGGGGCUACAGGAACCCCCUCCCGCCUGGGUGCAGGUACGGGUGCGGGUGCGGGUCCGCAGCAGUCCGUACCUUCAGGGACAACAUCAGCACCUCCCCACCCGCAGCCCAUGUUACCCGCAGCCCCGCCCCAGUCCCAGCAGCAGCCUCAGCACACGCAAGCUGAAGCGGCGGGCGACCCGCGCUCCUCCUCCUCCGCAACAGCAGCAGCAUCUGCGGCCCAGCAGCUGCAUGCGAGGAGCCCCGAGCAGGAGGAGCAGCCGCCCUUCCCCGCACACACCCGCCGCGGCCGCCGCUCCCGCAACCUCCCACCUGACCCCGCGGUGUUCAGACUGCCCAGCUACCCCUCCUGCCAGCCGGCCCUGCUGGCGGCUCCGAUGCCCGCGGCCGCCCCCCAGUACACCAGGAUUGGCGGUGGUGGUGCCGUACCCAGCCCGGGUACGACCGCAGCAGCAGCGCAGCUGGGCUGGCAGCAGCAGCAGCAGCAGCCGGAGGGUGGUGGUGUUGGUGGUUUGAGUGCCAUCGCGCAGCCUCUGCAGCGGCUGGGGGAGCAGGUGCUGCGGCGGCAGCGGCGGCUGCAACCCCAGCGUAUGUGGGAGGAGCAUGAGGAGCGGGAGAAGUCCAGGCAGUUGGCCCAGCAGCGGAAGCAGCAGCAGCACGCGGAGGGACAGAAUGGCGGCGGCGGCGGCUUCCCGGCGGAGGCAGCUCCUGCAGAGGCGGCUGAGGAGGCGUACGAGGACUUUUGGAUCGGGGAUUCGGAGGAUGAUGAGCUGAGUGCGGAGGAGGCCUUCCUGUCCACCUACCGCCUGGUGCUGGUCACCGUGGAGCGGCACAGCAACCUGUUCUUCCACGCACAGCGGGCCUGGCUGGGGGCGCACAUGCGGCUGGCGCUCACGCAGGCGGCGCUGCCGGGUAUGCCCCUCUGGUACGCGCCCGCCUUCCUGCCGCUGCAGAUCGUGUACGACCAGGAACCCCACCAGCAGCACUCCACAGCAGCUGCCGUACCUGCCGCCAACAGCUGGUACGACAACGCAGCAGCAGACACGCCGCAGCUGGGCGGACCCGGCGGGCUGGACCCCGCCCGGCAGGCGCUGCGCUUCUUCAGCGAGCCGGCCACGUUGGCCCGGGGUCUGCAGUCCGCGGCCGCCUCCUGGGGCUGGGGGGCGCUGCAGCUCUUCCCGGGGGACCAGCCGCUGUGGGGCGGGGCGGGGGCCGGGCAGCACCAGGAGGAGCAGGAGCAGGGGUUGAGGGGUGAGGCAGGGCCCUCCCCCCUCCCCUCCGCCCCCUCCCAGCAGCCGGAGGAGCAGCAGCAGCGGCAGAGGCGGCAGGGGCUGCGGCGGCCGCUGUGGGCGUCCGCCUCCGCGCUGUCCGCCGCCGCCUCCCGCAGCAGCAUAGACGGGCUGCUGGCGGGUUCCGGCAGGGAGGCAGGCGGCCGCAGCCCGCCCACCCUGUCCCGCCUCAACAGCCGAUCGGCUUCAGCGCCGACGGCAACCCCACCACCCCCGGCGCCACCGACUCGCAGCAGCUCCGCGUGUCCGUCAGCUCCGCCUUCCUGUCGCUGUACGACGCAGUUCGCUCCCGCCGGCAGGGCCGCCUGCAGGCCGCAGCAGCACUGCUGCAGCAGCAGCAGCAGCAGCAGGGCCGCUCCUCCCCCUCCUCUCCGCUGUACUCCGCCGGGCCUUACGGUCGCAUGAGCAUCAGCGCUAGUGGGGCCUCCUCCCUGGGGCGGAUGUCGCUGCAGGAAGGGGAAGCGCAGCUGCAGCUGGGGAGGGG
Astrephomene gubernaculifera is the source of this 3938-nucleotide messenger RNA. Lineage: Eukaryota; Viridiplantae; Chlorophyta; Chlorophyceae; Chlamydomonadales; Astrephomenaceae. The record is from the annotation of a GenBank genome assembly.